AUGAAGAUUUCCCAUGUCGUCAUAAAUGGUUGAUUACUUGACUAGCAUGCUCAGCGGUUACCAAGACAACAUUUUGUUGCAAGUACAAACGUGUUUUAUUUGAACUAAAACCAGCCUCUUUGGGGCAGUUUCCUCAUCACUUUCUUUCUUACUGGAUCCAGAGUGGUCACUCCGGUCAAUUAAUGCAUGCCCUCUUCAAUAUAUUCACUCAUUUAAAAGAGAGAGUAUUACAAACAUCAAACAUAGCUUCUGAUUCUUUUCGUUCCUCUGUUUUUUGUUUUAACUUUUCUGGGUUCAUUGAAUUCAACAUCAAACCUUCCAAAAUGUUGCUUCUAUUCUCUCUUUCUCUUUUGUUGGUGUGUGGUGAUGUAGCCAUGGCAGCAUCGAGUUCAAGCAGUAGUACUAGUACCUCAACGGAGAGGCAGAUUAGUCAGACACCAACAUGGGCUGUUGCUGUUGUUUGUGCUGUAAUCAUCAUCAUUUCUAUUUUCUUGGAAAAAAUUCUUCACAAACUUGGAACUGUUCUUACAGAGAAGCACAAGGCGGCUUUGUUUGAAGCCCUUGAGAAGGUCAAAUCUGAGUUGAUGGUUCUGGGAUUCAUUUCGCUCAUACUCACUUUUGGGCAGAAGUAUAUUAUCAAGAUAUGUAUUCCUUUCAAGGUUGCAGACACUAUGCUGCCUUGCGUAUCAGAUAGUGUGAAUGAUGGAGAGUCAAGUAGCGAAUCAGAACAUCGUAGACGACUCUUGUGGUUUGACCGUAGAUACUUAUCUUCUUCGGAUACAACUACUCCUUCAUGCAAGUCGUGUUUUACUGCCAACAUGACCAAUGAUAAAUUUUCUUUUCCGGUUUUGGGAGUUGGGUGGGUGCCUGGGGGUGACCUUGGAGGGCUCUUUCGACAAUUUUUUAGGUCUGGUAGGUCUGACUACUUGACGUUGCGCAACGGAUUCAUCAAUGUUCAUUUAGCUCCUGGAAGCAAAUUUAACUUCCAAAAAUAUAUUAAACGAUCAUUAGAGGACGACUUCAAGAUAGUGGUGGGAGUAAGUCCUGUCUUGUGGGCAUCAUUUGUGCUUUCGCUUGUAAACGUUAAUGGGGCAAGCAUUGUUGUGGGCAUCCUUAAUCCCUGUGAUUAUAAUCUUAGCUAUUGGAAUGGAGCUCAAUCCAUUUUGACACAGAUGGCUCUUGAAAUUACCGAAAGACAUGCGGUGGUGCAAGGGAUGCCACUUGUACAGGGCUCAGACAAAUACUUUUGGUUUGGUCGGCCUCAUUUAGUGCUUCAUCUCAUUCACUUCGCUUUGUUUCAGAAUGCUUUCCAGAUUACAUAUUUCUUUUGGAUAUGGUACUCUUUUGGAUUGAAUUCUUGCUUCCAUGCUAAUAUCAAGCUUGCAAUAUUGAAAGUUGCUUUAGGGGUUGUGGUCUUAGUUCUAUGCAGCUACAUCACACUUCCUCUAUAUGCCCUUGUCACGCAGAUGGGUUCGCGCAUGAAGAGAUCAAUCUUUGAUGACCAAACGUCCAAGGCCCUCAAGAAGUGGCACAUGGCAGUGAAGAAGCAGAAGGGAGGAAAGUCCCCAACUCGAACGCUAGGGGAAAGUGUAAACCCAAGCAUUUCAACAGUGCACUCUCAAGCAGAACACAGACUACAACGUUUCAAAACAACAGGUCACUCUACACGCUCAUACACCUAUGACGACAAUGAGGCAUCUGAUGAUGAAGCUAAUCCAUUAGCACCCAUAUCACCAACAGCCAACUUUGUUAUAAAUGUGGAUAAAAAUAACGAUGGAGCAAUUGAAAUAAAUGAACCCCAUCAUGAGGAAGAUAGCAGCAAUGAAGGUGACUUCUCAUUUGGGAAGCCUGCUCUGGCGAAAGAACCAUGAUAUAGUUUCAGCAUUGGCUUUAGGUGUAUGCUGUUCUAUAUUUGUUGAGAGGAAAAGUUUGAUAAUUGAAAUGGAGUUAGGUAGGUAUAGUAUAGUAUUUAUGUACAUUGACAUGCUUGUUUAUAAAUUUUGAAGGAAUAAAUAUAGAUUUGGCUUUGUUUUAA
This is a messenger RNA of Pistacia vera, 2035 nucleotides long. RefSeq names its product MLO-like protein 8. Gene Ontology annotation, cellular component: membrane. Gene Ontology annotation, biological process: defense response. Lineage: Eukaryota; Viridiplantae; Streptophyta; Magnoliopsida; Sapindales; Anacardiaceae. The record is from RefSeq and is a predicted model, not a curated record.